Messenger RNA from Tuber melanosporum (Perigord truffle), 983 nucleotides. RefSeq lists its product as uncharacterized. NCBI's taxonomy places the organism in Eukaryota, Fungi, Ascomycota, Pezizomycetes, Pezizales, Tuberaceae. Gene Ontology annotation, cellular component: proteasome core complex, alpha-subunit complex; proteasome core complex. Gene Ontology annotation, biological process: ubiquitin-dependent protein catabolic process. The transcript has 6 exons. Bases 96 to 866 code for a protein of 256 amino acids. The record is from RefSeq and is a predicted model, not a curated record.
CUUCACAAAAGCUCCAUAAUCACCUCCAUCCAUACUCAUCUCUUCUGAUUUCAUCCUUCUUGGCUUGUACUUGAUACACCCGAUAUACAUUAAUUAUGGCCGAUAGAUAUUCGUUCUCCCUAACUACAUUCUCCCCUAGCGGAAAACUCGUUCAGAUUGAAUAUGCACUCAACGCAGUUAACCAAGGAGUAACCAGUCUCGGAAUCAAAGCUACCAAUGGUGUCGUUCUUGCAACCGAAAAGAAGUCUUCAACGCCUCUUAUGAAUUCAUCCUCCCUUGAGAAGAUAUCGUGUAUAACACCCAACAUUGGGAUGAUUUACUCGGGUAUGGGACCGGACUAUAGAGUCCUGACGGACAAGGCUAGAAAGGUCUCUCAUAGUGACUACAAGAGAAUCUACAACGAAUAUCCCCCCACAAGGAUACUGGUUCAGGACGUUGCCAAGGUUAUGCAGGAGGCUACCCAGAGUGGCGGUGUGAGGCCCUUCGGUGUUAGUUUGCUCGUGGCCGGGUGGGACGAUAAGCCAGCGGGUACUGGAAAGGGUGGCCCAGCGCUAUACCAGGUUGAUCCAUCUGGCUCUUAUUUCCCAUGGAAGGCGACUGCCAUUGGGAAGAGUGCUACUUCUGCGAAAACCUUCCUUGAGAAGCGAUAUGCCGAGGGAUUAGAGUUGGAAGAUGCUAUCCACAUUGCCCUGUUGACCUUAAAAGAGACUAUCGAGGGUGAGAUGUCUGGAGACACUGUCGAGAUCGGGAUUGUGGGGCCCCCAGCAGAUCAUCUGCUGGGCUACGAAGGAGUUGCCCAUGCUCAGGGCCCUAGAUUCAGGAAACUGAGCCCCCAAGAAAUCGAGGACUACUUGACAAAUUUGUAAAGAUGGCUGUCCAGUUGUGGUUGAAUUAAUGCGCAUCUUAUAUAUCAUGUCUGCUGCGGCGCCUGUGGGCAAGUUCUGCAAAUUGGAUAGAACAGUAGAGAACAACUAUUCUUGCUG